Knipowitschia caucasica is the source of this 1041-nucleotide messenger RNA. NCBI's taxonomy places the organism in Eukaryota, Metazoa, Chordata, Actinopteri, Gobiiformes, Gobiidae. The record is from the annotation of a GenBank genome assembly.
AUGAUGUUGCCGAGCAAAUUUCGCAACGUCGCAGGGAGCAAGACAGACACAGGCAUGAUCAGAGGGCUCGUCUACCGCCACUUCUACCGGAGCCGGCCCUCAGGGAACGCGGAAACUGAAGCAGAGCUUGAGACGAGACUCGACAGUAGGGACACGCAGAAGGGACACGCAGGACACUCGAGGAGCGGCCCCAGGAGCAGCCCCUGUACCAGCCCGGAGCGGCACCAGGAUCAGCGCGGAACAGACGAGACGGGUCGCAAGUCUUCUGUGGCGGACGGACGCGGUGCAGCAGGAGCGUCCCAGGGAUUUACAGGACGCCAGGGUUCGAGACGCACACCCAAUCUGCGCGCGCGCACUAUCGGAGCCCACCAGGAGUGUGGAGAAAAGGCCAGCACCAAGAUAACACUUCUUCCCUCUCCUCUGGCCUGGGUGCAUCCUGCCUCCUGCCUCACCCUUGCAGCGGACCUGAGCUCUGAGGAGGAACUGGGACUGCAGCACAGGGAACACCUCCACAAAACAAGAAUCAUGGAGUCGCAUGGGCAUAAUCUCUCCAUCAACGGCACGCCCUGGUACAUUUUUGAGUGCACGUUGGAGCUGAACACAGACUAUCGCCGGAUCGCUCUCUUCCUCCUCUACCUCUUCAUUUUCAUCACCGGCCUGCUGGAGAACCUCCUUGUGCUGUGGGUUAACUGGAGACGACGUCACUCGGCCAACGGCGUGCUCUUCUGUGUGCUCAACAUUAGCCUCUCCGACAUGAUGGUCAUCGUCAUCCUCCCUUUCUACAUGCUGGAAGUCACCAUCAACCAGGUGUGGCUCUGGGGUCGUUUCCUCUGCAAAGUCACCAGUCUCGUCUAUGCCGUCAACUUCUACAGCAGCACUUUUUUCCUGGCGCUAAUGACUUUGGAGCGCUACCUGAUGCUAACAAAGCCGACGUUCCCCGCACUGUUUCCUGCAGUGGGCAGGCGACGAUGGUGGCUGUGUGCAGGACCAAGGCAGUACGUGACACUCCGGAUGUUCAAGAGCAACGCGAUGUGUGGCUAG